UAAUAUUUUUAUAGCAUUCAAAUAUUCUUGAUUGAAGAAGAUAGUGUCUUUGGUUUGAACGUAGCAAUGGUUAGAAAUUUAGUUUUGAUUUCUGUCAUUCUAUUUAGUGUUUACAAAUCUGAACAAGUUCAUUUCUUGUCCGACAACUAUAUCGAAAAACUUAACGAGAAAAUAUCAACAUGGAAGGCUGGUAAAAAUUUCCCUGCUGAUACAUCAAUUCUUCAUUUAAAAAAAUUGUUAGGUUCUAAAAGGAGAGAAAAAAAUUAUCUAGAUACUGCUCCUUUUAAAACAGAUGAUCCUGCCUAUGCAAAUAUUACAAAUAUUCCAGAAUCGUUUGAUGCCAGGGAACAGUGGAAACAUUGUGAAACCAUCGGUCAUAUUCCUGAUCAGGGACAGUGCGGUACUUGUUGGGCUGUGAGUACUACAAGUGCAUUUGCUGAUCGUAUGUGUAUCGCUACUGAAGGAAAAUUUAAUCAUUUGUUAUCGGCUGAAGAAUUAGGUUUCUGUUGUGCAGAAUGUGGUAACGGUUGUGACGGUGGAUAUCCUAUUAGGGCUUGGGAAUACUUUAGUACUCAUGGAGUUGUCACUGGUGGUGAUUAUGAUACUAAAGAGGGAUGCCAACCAUAUAAAGUAGAACCAUGUGAAAUAGACGAAAAAGGUUACAAUCCUUGUGAUGAAAGGCCCUUCGAACAGAAUCACAAAUGCAUCAAACAAUGUUAUGGUAACAGCACCAUUGAUUACGAAAAAGAUCACGUUUAUACUAAAGAUUUCUAUUAUCUAUAUGAUCCUGUAAUUAUUCAAAAGGACAUAAUGGUUUAUGGACCCAUUGAAGCUACAUUAGAGGUUUUUGAAGAUUUCUUUAAUUAUAAAUCAGGAGUAUAUAGUCUUUCUUCAUCUAGUCCAAUGUUAGGAUAUCAUGCUGUGAAAUUGAUUGGAUGGGGAGUUGAAGGAGGAGUUAAAUACUGGUUGUUGGUGAAUUCAUGGAACACAUCAUGGGGUGACAAAGGUUUAUUUAAAAUCAAAAGAGGUUCUAACGAAUGUGGAAUUGAACUUAGAAAUAGUGCCGGCGUUCCUCUUGUUCAAUAAAAAUGUAGAAUAAAUAGUGAUAAAUUACUGAAGCAGUAACAAAAAGUCUUUUAAGUAUGGUUUAGAAGAGUCAAUAAACAACAACUUUGAUUUAGAAGUUUAAUAUAACAUUAAUUAAAAAAAUUCACGUUCUCUAUAAUUUAUCAACUAUUGUAUAUUUAUAUUUUUUAUUUUAAUACAUGUGUAAUCUGACAAAAAUAGAUAAUGAUACAUUCUGCGUUAUCAACUUAAUCACUUAUCAUAUAGUUAUUCAACUUAAAUUCGAUUAAAAAAAAACAUUUAUUAGUUAUUUUUAUGUAUGUUUUCUAAAACAUUAAAAUAUGUAAUAUUUAAGAGACUUGUAUGUAACUUACAAAGUUUUGAUUAUUCAUAUAUGAAUGAUUGCUGUUUUGUACUUGAAUAUUUUAAAUAAUACAAAUGAAAUAUUUUAUCA
Daktulosphaira vitifoliae (grape phylloxera) is the source of this 1519-nucleotide messenger RNA. Its product is annotated as cathepsin B-like. The transcript is spliced from 6 exons. Lineage: Eukaryota; Metazoa; Arthropoda; Insecta; Hemiptera; Phylloxeridae. The record is from RefSeq and is a predicted model, not a curated record. Gene Ontology annotation, biological process: regulation of catalytic activity. Gene Ontology annotation, cellular component: lysosome. Gene Ontology annotation, molecular function: cysteine-type endopeptidase activity. Bases 67 to 1086 code for a protein of 339 amino acids.